Messenger RNA from Effrenium voratum, 1692 nucleotides. Lineage: Eukaryota; Dinophyceae; Suessiales; Symbiodiniaceae. The record is from the annotation of a GenBank genome assembly.
UAUUGACUCGUUUUUAGCAUUGGUGCGUCGGAUCUAUGGCGAUGGCAAGUGACACGCAUGCCUCUUCCGAGAGGCUCCGCACGAGCCUCUCACGUGGUGCUUCACGCGGACGUCAGCUUGGGCUAAACGCGCUCUCCCCGCGGCGAUCCUUGAGCCCGCGUGACACGAUCGGCUUGCUCCGUAUGGGAAUCAACCCUGAGGCCUCGCUGAGCCCGAGGCGGUUGAGCCCCGCCAGCAGCGUGCGCAGCUUGUCCAGAGGUUCGCACAGCCGCUUCCUCUCCCCAGAGGAGGAGGAUCGACUGGUGCUGAAGGGGGAGCAGGAACGGGUUCGUUUGGAAGCCCGGGAGCGGCGGGAGCAGCUCAGGGAAGCCCAAAAGCUGCAGGCGGAGCAGGAGCACCUGCUGCGGCUCCAGCGGAGGGCCAUGGACCGGGAGACCCAGAAGCAGCGCCUCGAGGCGGAGCGCUUCGAGCAGUGGCGCGGGCGCCUGGAGCGCCGCGACGUGCACCGGGCCAAGCUCUGGGAGAAGGAGCUCGAGAAGUUUCCCACGGGAUCGGAAAGGUCACCCGUGAGGUCCCGGUCCUCCCGGGUGCCUUCAAGGAGUCCCUCUCAGGCGGCUUCUCCGAACCCCUCCCCGCGGUCCCAGGUGUCGCGGCUGUCUUCCUCCAUGUCCGCGCUUUUGAGCCCGCGGGACCGGAUCAAGAGCUGGGACUUGAACAUCGCAUCUUAUACUCGGCAGGAAGUGCAGCAGCUUGAGACUGAUCGAUUGGCACUGCUCGCAGACAAGGAGCUGCAAGUGCUGCAGGCCAGGGAGGCCAAAUCCCGGGAGCGGCAGGGCAUGGACCUGCGCCACGAGCGGCUGCAUGUCCGCUCCGUCUCGGAGCUCGAGGCGAUCCGCCUGGCGCGGGAGGAGAAGCGGCAGCAGGAGCUGCAGAAGCGGUCGAGAGACCGGGAGCAGCGCCACGAGCAGCGGAAGAGCAAGAGGGCCGGAGAGGUGGGAACGAAGGAGUAUGAGGAGCGGAUGAAGGAGAUACGUCUCCACGAGCAGAGGCAGAAGAAGUUGUACUUCAAGCAGCAAGCAGAAGAGCAGGCUGAGGAAGGCAAGAUUCGUGACCUGGGGCGCAGAGAAUUGCAAGCUCAGGAGGUGCGCAUGCGCAAGGAGCGCGAGCACGAGAUGCGUCAGAAGCAGCAGCUGCUGGAGCACGCAGCGAAAGAGCGACAGGCAGAAGCUGCGCGUGAUGCCCGUGAAGUUAUGAAGGAAGAGAUGCGCCUGAGGAAGGUGCAAGAGCUGGAGCUGAAGCGAGCAAAGGUCCUCGCAGUGAAAGCCGACCAGGAUGGACGGAGGAAAAAGAAGGAGGAGGAAAAGGCCUACAUCUACACGCCCGUCCCGCGCUUGAGUGACAAAGUCAAGGCAGCGGCUGCAGAGGCCAUGGCGCAGUGGGAUGCAGAGAUGAACGAGAAAGUGGCCGCGGCCAGAACUGCUAUGCCUGCGGGGUGAGGCAAUGCAUUUCGCGCACGGAAUCACACCGAAGCCCGAGCUUCGGAGUUUGAGUGAUCCCUGAGCGGAGCCAGCUUUCAAUGGACAAGCAGGGAGUUGAAAGGCCUCAGCUUCGCACACGGGACACGAUUUUGUCUCCGGCAAAAUCCCCAAUCCUUACAUCUCGUAGUUGGUUCUUGCCCAACCCGAUGUUGUC